AUCAUCAUCAUCCUCAUCCCUCGACCUUCUCUCCUACUCUUUUCUCCUCCCCCAUCAUCUUUUUCAUCGCCUCUUAUCUCGACGACAUCCACGGAUUACCUGUACUCUGUAAAUCCGUCACUAGAGGCUCUCUGAGGGAAACUCUCAUCACAGUACGCUUUAGGUUGUACCCUCUCAGUACCUCGUACACUCGUACACUCACUAGGCUGCACUCUUCCGAGUCCCUGGAAACAUCUGGAAACCACUCUCCUUUUAUUUCCUUCCUCGCUCUAGGCUGUAUCUCAGCUGUAGGCGGCAGUUUCUCUGGUCCGACAGUGAAAACGCUCGUGCUGUAGUGUGAAGGAAACCAAAAAUCGAGGGCAAGAAACCAAAAAGAAAUCCCAAACACUUUGGACUGCUUAUAAGAAGAUAACGGGUGUCGAGAACAAGGCCCAUCUGUCGCAACUGAGAUUUAAUCUCCUUAGGAGCUUUCACAAAAUUUCUCCUAUUCCAAUCUCUCUCUCUCUCUCUUUGACAGAAAACUUUCUGCUCUUCGAAGUAGGCAACCAGUACUGGCCGUUUUACCGUUGCCUGUUGAUCAUCCUGGCAUCUAGAGGCCUGAGGAAAUCAGACAAAACCCAGUCGUGGUAACCUUGACUUGCCUCGGCUUUUUCACCGCCUUCACCUCACCAACUUUCUCUCACCGCCUUUCAACCUUACUGCCGCAACUUCUCACCACCAUCUACAUUAUUCAUACCCACGCCAUGUCUUCAGCUGUAGGCGAGCUGGAGAAUUAUCUCCAAUCCAUGCUGGCUUUGAAGCCUCCUGGUGUUUCGGGUACCAAGAUCCAGGGCAUCACCACACUGUGCACUGCCAAUGUCCAGAAUGAAUCCGUCUUGAUCCAAAAGAUCUACACCCACUUCAAGAAGGCCCCAGGCACCCACAAGCUUGGCGUACUCUACGUCGUAGACUCCGUAACCCGCCAAUGGGUAGAAGCUGCACGCAAAGCUGGUCAAUCCUCUGGCAGCGAUGCCCCCGAUGGAACAUUCGCCGCAGGAGUCAAUCGAGUGACUGAGCUUCUGCCUGUGCUGAUGACCGACAUCAUUAACAACGCCCCCAUGGAUCAAAAGGAGAAAAUCAAGAAGCUCAUCGACAUUUGGGAGCGUGGCGGCACCUUUCCCUCUGCCAUGCUCGGCUCAUUCCGAGACAAGCUGAACGCCCCUCCACAGAACGUGGAAUCAACCACUCCUGUCGGUUCUCCGGCUCCGGAUUACAUCCCCCUUGGAGGCCCACCUUCUCAGCCUAAGGCGCCCACCAACGGAUCUGCAGCGGCCCCAGAUACCUCAAGCAUUCUGAAGGCUCUGGCUGAUAUGGCCAAGCAAACCUCUGCAGCUCAGGCCAACCCUCUCGCUGCCCUGGCUGGUGCAGUUCCCCCACCGGUCUCAUCUGCCGACUCCUCAAUGCCGACAGCUGCGAACCCUUUCGCUGGUACCCCAAUGGGUGCUAACCCUUAUGCUGCUUUGGCUGGUCUGGCUCAGAACCCCGGCAUGCCUCCUCAGCCCCAGAGUCAGACUCACACCCCGAACCCUAUGGCGUCUGCUCCAAACCCAUUGGCCGCCAUGAUGGCGCAGCACAACGCCGGCGCUCCCGCUAUGCCUGAUGGCAAUGCUCUGUCCCAACAGCUUCAGCUGCUCCAGUUCCUGUCGACCCAAGGCAUCCCACAAGACCAAUGGGCGACCGCUCUCCAACUUCUCAACAUGUCCAACCCUAUGGGUGGUGUCAACCCGGCUGCUGCCCUCCCUGGCUUCCCCAUGAUGCCCGGACAGGGGCCUGCUCCAGGUGGCUGGGGUCAGCUUGAUGGCCAGAAUCGUGACGACCGUGAUCGCGAACGUGACUAUCCCCGUUCUCCAGGAGGCUAUCGCCGCCGCUCUCGCUCUCCAGGUUGGGACCGUCGCCGCACCGCUUCCCCGCCUCGUCGCCGCGACAGCCCCGUCUAUGGUGAAUACCACGGUGACUCCCCCGGCCGUCGGGGUGAUCCUCGCGAUGCCCGUGGAGGCCGUCGGGGUGCCAGUGAAUACCGCCAGCGCAGCCCACCUGGUGGUCGCCGCCGUCGCUCUCCCUCUCCCCAGCGCAAGGACCCGAACCUCCCUCCUCCCGGUCCCAAGCUCAUCGAGUGGGAUUACUCCAUCGGCCAGGGUAACAUCAAGGUUCUCAGCCGCACCCUGUUUGUCGGUGGUGUCACUUCCUCCGAGCAGCACCUGCGCUCCCUGUUUGGCCGAUUCGGCAUGGUCCAAACCUGCAUUGUCAACGUCGACAAGCGCCACGCCUUUAUCAAGAUGAUUAGCCGUCCCGAUGCGGUCGCUGCUCGCGAUGGCAUGGAGUCAUAUCGCCAGGCUGAGAUGCAGCUGCGCACACGCUGGGGUGUCGGCUUCGGUCCUCGCGACUGCAGCGACUACCAGACCGGUAUCAGUGUGAUCCCCAUUGAGCGGCUGACCGAGGCUGACCGCAAGUGGAUGCUGACCGCCGAGUAUGGUGGUACUGGUGGACGUCCCAUCGAGUCGGGUAUGGUCGUCGAAGAGCCGGAUAUUGAGAUUGGUGCGGGCGUUUCCUCCAAGGCUAUUAGCCGGCGCAUCGCAACCGACACCGGCGGCAAGCGGGGACCUAUCUCCACGCGCGGCGGCCCCGAACAGGGACCCCCUCAGCAGCGUUUCGGCGGCGGUGGCCGCGGCCGUUCCGACCGUGAUGGCUACGGUGGUCAUUCUCAGGGAGGUCAGGGUCAGGACCAGCACGACAUGUCUGCUGCAGGCAACCCGGGCGUUCCCCCCGCCGUUCCAGCCUAUGGCUUCAACUUCCCCGGUAUGCCCGCUAUGCCCUUCCUCCCACCGGGCUACAUGAUGGGCAAUGCUCAGACCCCCUCGAGCCAACCCCCACCUCCUGGACAGGGUAACUAGAUGACAAACGGCCAUCUAGUUGGUACCUGCACAUGGAGCACUUUCAUCCCAUCUUCUUUUUUUCUUUUUCCUUUCCCUCGAUUUGUGCAUUUCCAUUCUAUCACCAUGUCUUUAUUCCACACUCUUGCAUCUGGCAGCCCUCGGAUAUAGCGGCGUCCCGGUACGGAUGGGACUGGGUGAAAAAGGGAGGGCAGUCAGUCGGCGUUCUUAGGUUGGAAUCGGUUGAGCUUAGGAGGGCGGCUUUUUAUUUUCCGUUGUAACCCUUUCAUUGAUCCUCGUUGAGGUAUCUUGGGGUUUUUAGUUUUUCUUGGUUGCACUUUUUCUCAUAGGUAGCGGUGACUGUUCCUUGAUAGGGGUAGUCUGGGAAAGGACUCAAGGGUCCAUUCCUGUAUCUAAUCUCGCUUCCUUAUCCUGUAAUCCUUCAUUUUGAUCUUUUUCGUUUGACUUGGUUUUAUUUUCCUUAGUCUUCGCUAUCAUUUUCUCUUUGUUCUACUUUGUAGUGCUUGCAUAUUGGCAUGGCCAUUGUGGCUGCCAGGCAAAAUUCUUGGAGCGAGGCUUUGGUGUGCCGAAGUUUUGAGCCAUGCGUAUUGCGAGGAUUUACCUUAUCGUCUCAUUUAGUAUUUUCCCUUAUCCAUAGUAG
This is a messenger RNA of Penicillium subrubescens, 3570 nucleotides long. RefSeq names its product Nrd1 complex RNA-binding subunit. Gene Ontology annotation, molecular function: RNA binding. Lineage: Eukaryota; Fungi; Ascomycota; Eurotiomycetes; Eurotiales; Aspergillaceae. Gene Ontology annotation, cellular component: nucleus. The record is from RefSeq and is a predicted model, not a curated record. The coding region runs from base 744 to 2930 and encodes 728 amino acids. The transcript has 4 exons.